AUGGCAAAUAAAGAAGAAGUAGCCAGAUUCUGUCGCACCCAAAUUUACAAGGACAUCGAACUCGCUCUUCACAACCUCCUCACUAAGAAGAGAGAUGCCAUCUCUCCACCUCACCCAUCGCCCGCUCAACACUACUACGCUGCCUUCAGUCGGCCGCCCAACUGUAGCUGGUCCGAUGAUAGCGAUCGAUAUGCGGAUCAAGAGUACGACUGUAAGCCCCCAUGUCCUAUACUCGCCAAGGACAUGGAGUUCAAGAUCUGCCAACGCGACCAUCCCGACGGCGAGGCGUGUGCAGAUAGGGUUUGUUUUAUCCCCAACGCCAGCGCGAGGAAGUACAUGCUGAGGUUCAUGGCAGAUCCGAGGCAAAAUCGAUCUCUCGAUGGUCUGGACCCUGUGGCUUACUGUCUGGUGAGGAAGUACGGCAGCAACAUACCCUCAAAGGACAUUGAGGCUUUCUCAAGCAUAGUGCGUAUGCUAUUCCUUGAUCUCCGUUAUGCGGAUCGUCAGAAUUGGGACCCUGAAGUUCACGGCGUCUUAAAUUGGAAGCAUCUGCCUUUUGAGACGUGGGUUAAAGAGUUCAUGACUGAGAUCCAUGGGGUUGAGUGGAGGAGAGAUAUGAAGGAGUACUUAUAG
Fusarium subglutinans is the source of this 633-nucleotide messenger RNA. RefSeq lists its product as uncharacterized. The record is from RefSeq and is a predicted model, not a curated record. Bases 1 to 633 code for a protein of 210 amino acids. NCBI's taxonomy places the organism in Eukaryota, Fungi, Ascomycota, Sordariomycetes, Hypocreales, Nectriaceae. The transcript has a single exon.